Aspergillus nidulans FGSC A4 is the source of this 315-nucleotide messenger RNA. RefSeq lists its product as uncharacterized. Bases 1 to 315 code for a protein of 104 amino acids. The record is from RefSeq and is a predicted model, not a curated record. The transcript is spliced from 2 exons. NCBI's taxonomy places the organism in Eukaryota, Fungi, Ascomycota, Eurotiomycetes, Eurotiales, Aspergillaceae.
AUGACGGGAAUCGCAACCGUAACCAAUACAAUCGCACCGACUUUUUCACAGCCGGAAAGGGAAGCAAAUCUAAAGGUCGAGCUUCUAUUUCCAGACCUUUGCCCUGCGAUGGUAUUGAAGCGGGACGGAACUGGCUGGGUUUCCGUUGGAUAUGCGUUCAAACGAGCUCCCUCGUGGGAGGUGGCAGACGGUGCAGGUUCGAGGUCUUUACUAAGUUGGACGGUGAGCUCUGCAGCACCGUAUCCAAACUACGACGAACAGACCUGGACUGCAGACGUCAGUUCGUCGCACUUGGAAACGGAGCAGCAGGGUUGA